CAAGUACUUGACACGGGGAGAGGGAAAGACCAGACACACAGCGGACUGGAGUAGCGAUCACAGCGGACGUUCACUGACGGAGUCUCCUCCUGAACCGAAGUAGGAGAACACACACAACUGAAGACAAGGAGGAGUCCCGGUGCCCAGACCUCUCCCCCCCGGGCAGUGCUGGGACCACUGGAUCAUCACACAGGCGAGACAAGGACAGACAGAGAAGGAGAAUGGAAAAUGCCAGCUCCAGCCAACAGGCAGCUCUGUCUGAGACCCCCUCAUACUUCACACAGGAAGAGCUCAACAAAGUGAAUUCUGAGUUCGAAACGGGAGGUGUGGAAAAUGUACAACCUCUGCUGGAGAAGAAGGUGAAAGAACUGGACAACACCGAACUGAACAUCGCCGUGACGGGAGACACGGGUGCAGGAAAAUCCACCUUCAUCAACGCCAUGAGAGGGCUUCGUAGCGAAGAUGAGGGAGCGGCUGCGGUUGGGACCACGGAAACUACAAUGGAGCCAACCGGAUACACACAUCCCACUCUGCCCAAUGUCCGCUACUGGGACCUGCCGGGGAUCGGAUCUACACGAUUCACUGCGAGUUCUUACCUGAAGGAAAUGCAAUUUAAAAAAUACGAUUUCUUCAUCAUAGUGUCAGCUGGUCGAUUCACAGAGAAUGAUGCAAAUCUUGCCAAGGAGAUUAAGCGGCUGGGGAAGGAGUUCUAUUUUGUCCGCUCUAAGAUUGACGCUGACCUUUAUUCAAUGCGGAAGGAACGGGGGGAAUUUGAUGAAGAUGCAGAAAUGGAAAAGAUCCGGAGUGCCUGUGUCAGUCAGUUGGGAAAGGCUGGGAUCCCUGAUCCCACCGUGUUCCUGAUAUCCAGUUUCAAGAAGAAUAUGUAUGAUUUCUCUCGGUUAAUGAAAACACUUGGAGAUGAUUUACCAAAUAUAAAGGAAUCUGUCUUUAUCCUGGCCCUUCCCAUCUUCAGUAACGAGAUUAUCCAUAAGAAAGGUGAGGUGUUGAAGGGACGUAUCUGGAUGUUGGCGAUCCUCGCAGGGGGAGCGGGAGGGAUCCCUAUCACGGGUCUCUCUAUCGCCUGCAACAUUGGGAUAUUGAUUGGAGCGAUAAUCUUUUUCCGUGAAUGCCUGUGUCUGGAUGAUGCUGCUCGCAGCAGAUUGGCCGAGAGAAAAGGCAAGUCCAUGGAAGAGUUGGAUGCGGCAGCACCAUCACCCCUGUUGGGAAAAAUAACUGUAGACGUAAUAAUAUGGCUGUGUAAAGCCUUUGUUGGUGUUUCAGCCUUUGCAGCCGUUGUUUGCUAUUUCCCAUUCGUCGGUUACCUUUUUGCAGCCGGGUCAACAUUUCUGGUGGCCUACAAGGUACUGAAUAAAGCGCUGACGCUUCUGAUGGAGAUCUCAGAGAAGGUGCACGAUUUUGCCAAAGGCGCCGCGUAGCCGCUCUGCACCAAUAUCCAUCCCGUCAGUUCACGUCGCGCUGGGCUUCACACUUUGAAAAAAGCUAACGCCCAAUCGUGCGCUAAUUCUACUCGAACUGAUUGCUGUUUGCUUGGAUGUAUCUGUAAAUCCGCCUUUUGCGAUAUCUUGCUAAAACUGUUGCUAAAUUUUGCUAAGUCUCCCAUUUGCUAAAUACAAUACCUUCCCCUCCCAUUCCCACACUGACCUUUCUGUCCUCGACCUCCUCUACUGCCAGAGUGAGGCCUCGUACAAAUUGGGGGAACAGCAUCUCAUAUUUUGCUUGGGAAGCUCACAAAUCCGCGGUACGAAUAUUAAUUAGUCCAAUUAAUAGACCCCUUGCUUUCCCUCUCCUCCCCCCUUCUGGUUUUCGGACUGGUUUCACUGUCCUCCCGAAUGAAUUUUACUGAUGGAAUGCCUCCUUGUCACCUUCCCCUCGGCUAACAAUGAUCCAUUCUACAUUUGCCUUUGAGCAGCAUCCCCUUUGAUCUCUCAUUUUCACACAUUACCCUUCCAUAUCUCUGUCUCCCUCUCCCUUAACUAUCAC
This is a messenger RNA of Amblyraja radiata (thorny skate), 2001 nucleotides long. RefSeq names its product interferon-inducible GTPase 5-like. The coding region runs from base 222 to 1436 and encodes 404 amino acids. Gene Ontology annotation, cellular component: membrane. The record is from RefSeq and is a predicted model, not a curated record. The transcript has 3 exons. Lineage: Eukaryota; Metazoa; Chordata; Chondrichthyes; Rajiformes; Rajidae. Gene Ontology annotation, molecular function: GTP binding; GTPase activity.